AUGUAUUCAAAUCAUUAAAAUGCAAUAUCCUUAAAUGAUGAUUUGGAUCCUGAUAAUCUCGAUGUUGAGGAUAUGGUAAAAAAAAGAUGGAAACAAACUCAAGGAAAAGUAGUUGGAAUGAUAAAUAAUAGACUGCCUCCUUUUUAAAAAUAAUUUUUAGAUGUAAUUAUAUUUUUUUAUCUUUAGCCAAAAAAGGCAUUCAAUUAAGAAAUGACAGAGGCAACAAUAGAAUUCUUGAAGAAAAAAGAAAUAGCUAUAAAAGCCUUUGAUGGAUAAAAAUAUCCUCAUCCUUUUCUAACAUGGGAAAGUACAUAAUUUCAUUAAUAAAUUAUGUUUGUUAUAAAUAAACAAAAUUUUAAAAGUCCUACUCCAAUUCAAUCUGUUGGUAAAUGUAAUUGAUUAUAAAAUAGUAUUUCCUUUGAUUUUAAGUGGGUAUGAUGUUAUAGGAGUAGCAGAAACAGGAUCAGGCAAGACUUUUGGGUAUUUAUUACCAGGUCUUAUCUAAAUAGCUUGUCAGAAGUAUCCUGAAAAUUUUAGAAAUAAAAUAAAUGGACCUGAAAUGUUGAUUUUAGCACCAACUAGAGAAUUAGUUAUGUAGAUAACAUAAUAGGUUGAAUUAUUUGUUAAAUCAUAUAAUUUCAAAGUAGCCUGUGCUUUUGGUGGAUAAAAUAGAAACGAGUAAGCAAGCUAAAUAUAUAAUAACCCAAAUAUUUUAGUGGCUUGUCCUGGUAGAUUAAAAGAUUUUUUACAAGAAGGAAUUUUAGAGUUAUCAAAGGUGACUUAUCUUGUGAUAGAUGAAGCUGAUAGAUUAUUGGAUAUGGGUUUUGAAGAUGAUGUUAGAUUUAUUGUUGAACGAACUAGAUUAGAUAGAUAAACUGUUUUCUUCUCAGCAACUUGGCCUAAAGCAGUAAGAAAUUUAUCUUUUGAUUUUUGUUCUGAAAAGCCAAUAUAUGUAUAAAUUGGUAGAUCUAAUCUUACUGUUAAUAAAAAUAUAGAUUAAGAAAUUAUAUGUUUAUAUAAUAAUGAAAAAUUGCAAACCUUAUUUGAUAUUUUAGAUUCAUUAAAAAUUCAUGACAAAGUUUUAAUUUUUGCAGAAACUAGAAGAAGUUGUGAAUAAUUAUCAGUUGAUAUGACUAAUGAAGGAUAUUAUGCAGUUGCCCUUCAUGGAGAUAAAUCAUAGAGAUAAAGAGAUGAGAUUAUGAAAAAUUAUAAAAAAAGUGAAACCAAAUUACUUUGUGCUACUGAUUUAGCUUCAAGAGGAUUAGAUGUAUCUGAUAUUACUGUUGUAAUUAACUAUGAUUUUCCGAAAUAUUUUGAUGAUUAUAUUCAUAGAAUAGGUAGAACAGGUAGAGCUGGUAGAAGAGGAAGAGCAUUUAGUUUUUUCUCUAUAGAAAAAGAUUAACCUUAAAUGGCAAGAGAAUUAUUGAAAUUUAAUCAAGUACAUUAAAUUAAAUUUAAUUUUUAAAUGAUGAGUGAUUUAGCUAAUGGAAUAAGUAAAUUAUUAUUUUAUAAUCAUUUAGGAUAAUAAUUUAGAACUAGUAAUACUUUAUAAACAAAUUCUAAGUAUAAUGGUUAAAUAUUGAACGGCAGUAAACAUGAUCCUAAUGAAUUAUUUAAAGUGCCACAUUUAACUCAAGAGUAGAAAGCAAAUCUAUAUCUAUAGCCUCAUCAGUAUGAAAUCAUGUAAUCAAUUCAAAUAUUUUUUAGUUAAAAUAGAAACAAUUAAAAUAAUUAUGGAAGAUAAAAUCAAGGCAGAUCUCAUUAUGGUUAACAAAAUUAUAGAUAAAAUUAAAGAAGAGAAGAUUUAUUUUAUUAAGAUAAAUUUAGAAAUCGAGUAUCAAAUAUAAAUAUAUAUUAGGGAUAAAAUGAAUAAAGAAGAAAUUAAGAAUAAAACUGGAAAACAAAUAGGUUUGGUUAACAAAGUGAUUUUUAAGGAUAACGUAGGGAAGAUUAUUUAGAUUUUGGUAGAGAUAGAGAUAAUGGUAGAUAAGGUUAUAAUCAAUCAAGAUUUGGAUUCCAAGGAUCAGAUAAUCCUAGAUAAGAUAAUAAUAGAUGGUAAAAUAAUGAAUAAGAUAAUACUAAAAGAUUUUAAGAAAAUCGAAGAGAUUAAUUUGACUAUAACAGAGAAGAUAAAUUGGAUUAAUAAUAAAAACAAAAUCCUUUUACAUAAACAAGAUUCUCCGAUUAAAAAUGGGAUUAACCUUUGACAAAUUAAAGAAAUGAAAGAUAACAACCUUUUAAUAAUUAAAAAGAGGAAAGAUAUUAACCUUUUCCUAAUUAAAGAGAGGAAAUAUAGUAGUAAUCUUUUAACAAUUAAAGAGACCAAAAAUAGUAACCUUAUGCAAAUUAAAGAGAAGAAAAAUAGUAAUAUUCAACACCUUAGUAAGGUUUUUAGAGAGAUUAAUAAGAUCAAAAAUAUAGAGCUUAGUAAAAUUAUUAUAAAGAUUAAUAAUUUAAUGAAUAAAGAUAAUAAUAGAAUUAAAGAAAUUUUUAAAAUGAUUAAUAAAGAACUCCUUACAAUACUUUUAGUUAUUAGCAUCAAGAAUAAAAUCCUAGUUCAAGAUAUGGCUAUGGAUUUGACAAUUUUCAAAAUGAUAGACAAUUUGAUAAUUAAAGAUUUUCAAAUCCAAAUAAAAGAUAAUAAAAUAAUUGGGGUGAUAGGGAGAAUAAUUAAGGUUACCCUUAAAGACAAUAUGAUUAAUAAUAAUAAAGAACUUCUGCUCCAGAUAAUUAAUGGAAUAGAAAUUCUGAUCAAGGCAAUAAAAAUUAAAGAUAUUAAUAAGAUGAUAGAAAUUAAAGAUAUUACUAAGAUGAUAGAAAUUAAAGAUUUUACUAAGAUGAUAUAAAUUAAAGAUAUUACUAAGAUGAUAGAAAUUAAAGAUUUUAACAAGAUGAUAGAUAAUCUAAUUAAAAUUAAAGAGUUUUCAAUUAACAAAAUGAUGAUUAAAGGCCAAAUAAUAGAAGAAAUUUUGUUGAUGUCAGCUAACCUGAAGAUGAUAAAUUAAGGAAAGAUUCAGCUCAAUAACCAGAUUCUACAAUUUUUCCAAACUUUAAUAAUUUUGAACCUGAAGAAAAUCAAAUAUAGAAGAAAGAUAACAUUUAGGAUUUUAAUUAAAAUUUAUACAACAAUCUGAAUACUUAAUAAAAUUAAGAUUAGAAUGAAAGAUCUUAAAAUCAAAGAAACUAUGAUUUCAGAUAAAAUGAUAAUUUUAAUCGAGAUGAAGGAGUGAGUUCAAAUACAAGAUCAUUAUAAUAAUAAGUAAAAACUUUGUUUUAUAUUUAGGGUGAUUAAGCACCUUAUAUGAAAUAAGAAUAAUAAUUGUUUAAAUAAUAAUUUGAAUAAAAACCAGUUCAAAAUAAUUUUAUCAAUGAAAGGUUUCAAAACUAACCAUCAAGGUAAAUUAAAAUAUAGUUAUAAUUAUGAUAGAUAGAAUGACUAAAGUUAAAGAUCUUUGCUAGAUUAAAAAAUGGAUCAAAUGCCCUAAUAUUUGGAAAAUUAAAGACAAAAUAAUGAAAGAUCAAAUUUCGUUAAUCAAUAGUAUAUAAGAAAAUCAUAUAAUAGACAACCUCAGAAUAUCUGUUAGAGUUUCAACAGGAAUGAAAGAGUUUAAGACGAUUAGGACAAUGAUUAAAUGGAUUUCAAUAGAUAUUCUAAAGAGAUGGAUGAACUUGAGCAAGCACCCAAGUAUAAUAUAUCUUUCUAAUUUAAGAUUAAAUUAAUAAGAAAGAAAGAAUAGUAGGAAGAACUCAGAUUAACAAUAAAACUAGAACCUUCAAUAAAAUCAAUUAGAUUCUUAAGACCAAUAUUGAGCAUCUUUAUUAGAAUUAUAAUAAUUUAUUUUUGUG
Molecule: messenger RNA, 3846 nt
Organism: Paramecium sonneborni
Lineage: Eukaryota; Ciliophora; Oligohymenophorea; Peniculida; Parameciidae
Source: the annotation of a GenBank genome assembly